This is a messenger RNA of Erpetoichthys calabaricus (reedfish), 1391 nucleotides long. Its product is annotated as acidic mammalian chitinase-like. Gene Ontology annotation, cellular component: extracellular region. The record is from RefSeq and is a predicted model, not a curated record. The transcript has 9 exons. Gene Ontology annotation, biological process: chitin catabolic process; carbohydrate metabolic process. Gene Ontology annotation, molecular function: chitinase activity; chitin binding. Lineage: Eukaryota; Metazoa; Chordata; Cladistia; Polypteriformes; Polypteridae. The coding region runs from base 96 to 1145 and encodes 349 amino acids.
UUUUAGCACUUGUAGGUCUUGUUCUUCAGCUUCAUUUUGGAGCUACACACAAGCUGGUCUGUUACAUUAGCAGCUGGUCCAGCCAUUGCCAGGGCAUGACGCAGUUCAAGGUGGACCAUGUGGACCCCUUCUUGUGCACACACCUGGUUGUCGCAUUCACUGAUAUUAAUGGAAGCUACGAACUGGAGCCGCAUGACCAUCAGCUGUAUCACUCCUUCAACAGACUCAAGCUCAGGAACCCCAAGCUGAAGGCUCUGCUGGCCACUGGAGGGCAGCAUUUCAAUGGCACUCUGUUUUCUCAAAUGAUAUCUAUAAAAGCCCACCGCACUGCCUUCAUUCACUCUGUCCUUAAAGUUGUCAGGACCUUUGGCUUUGAUGGACUCGACUUGGUCCAAAAGUAUCCUUAUGUUUUUCCCAGAGGUCUUAAAGAUGAAGCCAAAUUUACUUCUCUGGCUCGGGAGUUGCGUUUAGCAUUUGAUCGUGAGUCAUCCAGAAGUGGGAAAAGAAGAUUGGUGCUGUCCACUACUCUGUCCCCUUGGGAACAGAUGGCUGGCUCAAAUUUUCACAAAUAUGUUGACUUCAUCAGUUUGAUGAGCUAUGACCUUCACGGCCCUUGGCAAGGUGUAACUGGACACAGCAGCCCACUUUACAGUGGAGGCACAUCUCAAAAUGACCUGUAUCUGAACAUUAAUCAGAUGGUGAAGUACUGGCUCUACAGAAAAAUCCCUGCAAGAAAGCUGCUUCUAGGGUUUGCUGUUUACUCUCGUACCUUUGAGCUCCAGGGGAGAGAACAUGGAAUGGGUGCCCCAGCCAAGGAGGGAGGACCAGGAAAAUACACCAAAACCACAGGCUUUAUGGCUUUGUUUGAGGUAUGCCAGUUCAUUGAGAGUGGUGCCACAGUGAAAUGGAGUAAAAAUCAACAAGUGCCCUAUGCUUAUAAAGGAAAACAGUGGCUUGGAUUUGAGAAUAAGCACAGCUUGAGAAAAAAGGUGAAGUGGUUGACACACUUGGAUCUUGGUGGCGCAAUGGUAUGGUCUCUGGAUUUAGAUGACUUCACAGGAACCUCGUGUCAUCAUGGGAAAUAUCCGUUCAUCAAGCAGUUAAAGUCAUCCCUGCUGGCACAGAGAAAAAAAACAAAGAUCUGAAUCCAAGGAAUAGAGCUUUGUUUUGGAUUCCAAUCUUCACUGUCACCUUCAUGUGAUGGACACACAUUCUGUGGUGCCCAUUUCCUGUUGUAGAUUAAUCUGCCUGUGUGGUGGUGUGACAUUUGAUCAAUUAAACUCUGUGUUAUAUGGAAGAGCAUUAGGGCCACAGAGAAGAAAAAAAAAAUAGUGAAGAAAAAAAGGGUCUAUUCCAUGAUUAAAAGUCAAAAUUUCAAUCUUAGUUGCAAA